This is a messenger RNA of Labeo rohita (rohu), 1046 nucleotides long. RefSeq names its product ADP-ribosylation factor 4-like. The transcript is spliced from 5 exons. NCBI's taxonomy places the organism in Eukaryota, Metazoa, Chordata, Actinopteri, Cypriniformes, Cyprinidae. Gene Ontology annotation, cellular component: plasma membrane; cytoplasm. Bases 139 to 681 code for a protein of 180 amino acids. Gene Ontology annotation, biological process: intracellular protein transport; vesicle-mediated transport. Gene Ontology annotation, molecular function: GTP binding; GTPase activity. The record is from RefSeq and is a predicted model, not a curated record.
GUGGCGGAGCUGAGCUGUCAGUCAAACCGAAAGUAAAAAAUCCUAUAUAAACCAACACACUGAAAACACACCAUUAGCAAUCUCAGCUUUGAACUCAGCGUUUAUCUUCAGCAACAGCGGUUCUGUCUUAUUGCAAACAUGGGCAACUAUUUCUCCCAGCUUUUCUCUCGUCUUUUUCCGACAAGGCAGAUUAAGAUGCUUAUGGUUGGUCUGGACGCAGCAGGGAAAACAACAGUCCUCUACAAACUCAAACUUGGUGAAGUUGUCUCAACCAUUCCAACUAUUGGUUUUAAUGUUGAAACAGUUGAAUAUAAAAACAUCUCCUUUACUGUUUGGGAUGUUGGCGGUCAGACCAAAAUCAGAGCUCUUUGGAAAUACUAUUAUCAGUACACUGAGGGUUUGAUCUUUGUGGUGGACAGCAGUGAUCAUGAUCGGAUUGAAAUGGCAGCGGAGGAGCUAAACGCGAUGCUGGCGGAAGACGCAAUGAGAGACACGGUUCUGUUAGUUCUUGCUAACAAGCAGGAUUUACCCAAAGCCAUGCCGGUCCACGAGCUGACAGAAAGACUGGGUUUACACGCACUGAAAGGAAGACAGUGGUUUGUUCAGCCCACAUGUGCGGUUCAAGGAUCAGGUUUAUAUGAAGGACUGGAUUGGCUUGCGAAUCAACUGUCCAAACGAUAAAACACUAAAAUGUAGCCUAUAUAUAAUGUCUCCAACUUAAUUUUUUAUAUUGAGAUAUUUAUGGGAUAUUAUUACAGUAUAUUUUUAUAUAAAAUAAUAAAUAAAAUACUAAUUCUUGGCCUAUUUUUGCUUCUAAUGUGCACGUCUGGCACUUUGAUACACUAGAUUGUAGCUGAAUUCAUACAUUAUGCACUAUUGCUGUACUAUGUGCAAUGAUUUUAUUAUUUUAUUUAUCUAGUACUGUAUUUAAUUUACUGUUGAUUUACUGCUGUAAAAAACAUGUCUUGUUUGACUUAUUUUAGUAUGUGUCUUGUUGCAUAUGUACUUUGAAAGAACAAACUGAUGUCUGCCUAAAAUAAAUCUAC